Anopheles coluzzii is the source of this 1859-nucleotide messenger RNA. RefSeq names its product cytochrome b5-related protein-like. Gene Ontology annotation, cellular component: mitochondrion. Bases 341 to 1645 code for a protein of 434 amino acids. Gene Ontology annotation, molecular function: heme binding. The record is from RefSeq and is a predicted model, not a curated record. The transcript has 4 exons. Lineage: Eukaryota; Metazoa; Arthropoda; Insecta; Diptera; Culicidae. Gene Ontology annotation, biological process: lipid metabolic process.
GAUGAAAUUACGAUGCGGUAAAGUAGUUCGAUCUUGAACUGAUCCGUAAGUAAAACAUGCGCCCCGCUCCAAGGGGAAUCACUCGGCUUGAUAUGCAACCGCUCGCUGGUACACUGUGUGCGUUCAUUGUGUAAGUACGCACGUUACUAGAAUGGUUAGUGUUCCAUUUACUGUCCAGCGAUUAAUCGGCGUCACUCGUCCACGGUCAGCACAAAAUGCCGAGUCGAUAAGUUCGCUUCAUUCAUUCGCCCGCAGUGCACGGUUUCGAAAACAGUGAUUGCGGAAGUCCGCUACACCAAAUAGCAGCUUUUACCAUUCGCCUUCAGGCUUGGGCUGGGUCAUGGCGACCAAUUACAUCACGACCAUAUCAAAAAAGUACCCCUCCUUUCGAGAUGAACCCUUAAAAACGGUCUACCGAUGGUUGGACGGUAAGCGGCAGGACGAUGGUGCGGAGGGGCUCUGGCGCAUUCACGACACCCUGUACGACUUUACGGACUUUAUCGAGCGUCAUCCCGGUGGCCCUGAGUGGUUGCGCCUAACAAAGGGCACCGACAUUACGGAAGCAUUCGAAACGCACCACGUCACUGUGCGAGCGGAGGGCCUGCUGGGAAAGUACAAGGUGCGCGAGGCCACCACACCGCGAGCGGUUCAACUGACGUUCUGUGACGAUGGGUUUUACCGGACGCUGAAGCGCCGAGUGCGCGACAAGCUGAAGGAUAUCGACUAUGGUCCAGCGCAGCGAUCGAAGCUAAUCAUCGACUCGAUGCUGGCGGCUGCGUUCGGUCUUGCGUUUCUUGCCAUCCGGCUGCACAGCUAUGCACUCGCCACCGUUUCGGGACUGUUCGUUUGCUGGACAAUGAUAAGCGCUCACAACUUCUUCCACCAGCGGGACAAUUGGCGCAUGCUGGCGUUUAAUUUGGCCUUCUCAAGCUAUCGUGAGUGGCGUAUUUCUCAUGCGUUAUCGCAUCAUAAUUUCCCGAACUCCAUAUUGGAUUUGGAAAUUUCCUACUUUGAACCGUUUCUGUGCUGGUUGCCGAAUCCGUCCAUUAAGAGCUCGGUGAAACGAAUCGCAUCAUGGCUGUAUGGCCCGCUGGUUUAUUCGUUCCUGUUUUACGGCGAAUUUGUUAAGCGUGUGAUAGAAACGUACGAAACGGGAAAGAACACCUUCUUCCUGGACGAUCUUGUGACACUCAUACUGCCGACGUUUAUGUACGUGGUGGGUGCUACCAGCCUGUGGGAAGUGAUCAAGAUGUGGCUGUUCAUCGUGCUUGUCGCUAGCUUCCUGUUUGGUUUGAUCGGACUGAAUGCGGCCCAUCAUCAUCCGAAGGCCGUGCACGAUGGAGAUCAAAUACCCGCCGACAUUGAUUUUGCCGUCUAUCAGAUGGCCGCCGUGAUCGAUCGGUCGGAUACGAAAGGAUCACAGUUCAUGGUGCUGACCAGCUUUGGCGAUCACUGUUUGCACCAUCUCUUCCCAACGCUCGAUCACGGCAUAUUGCCCCAGCUGUAUCCGGUGUUUUUCGAAACGUGCCGUGAGUUUGAAACCGUCUACCGAGAACUACCUUGGCUGCAGCAGAUCAUAGGCCAGCAUAAACAGCUGGCACGCGUCGAAACGAUGACGUACAAACCGUCGGAAAAAUUCAUUUAAUUCUAGCGAAAGUAGCACCUAGAACCAAAGAUAGUAGAAACAAUUGCUAGCAGAAAUGAUUUUUGCAGCAGUGAAUGACUAGCAAUACUGUGUACUUGAUUGUGAUUGUUUGUAGAACGUGUUAAUGAAGCUGGUUCGUAAAUCCUAUUUUUUUUUGCAAAAGUAAAUAAAAAUAAAGAGCUGACGGGGACUGAAUAAAUGGCCAAAAACUGAA